AUGGAUUUGCUGAAUGCCGAAAUGUUUGGUGACAUCAACACUGGAUCGUGCCAGAACAUGGAAGAUUGCCAGACACUGUUCCGUAUGAAUACCAACGAUCUGCUACCACCGCUCCAAGGAGGUAAUAUGGACGAAAUGUUUCUGAGCGAUUUCUUCCGGGGCAAUGGUAUCGUUGAUAUGCAGUGCGUAAAGUAUGAAGCAGAAACGCCAAAAGCAUUGUCCGCGAUGUAUGGAGAUGAACCACCAAAUCACUACAAAAAAACACCGAUCCUCGAUGAAUUUAUUCAUCCGUUGCAAAGUUUCACCGUCGCUAUAAGUGGUAAACCGUGCAGUGCCUCAUCCUGGUGCUACUCAACUGAACUGGAAAAGUUGUUCGUGAAGAAGAAAACUCCUGUUACGUUCGACGUUUCGUUCUCUCAGCCAACCGAAGGCACGCUGAAAUUACGCGUCAUGCUGGUGUAUUCCAACUCACAGUAUGCAUACAACACGAUCACCAGAUGCCAAGACGACAUAUCGAAGGAUGGCGCUAAAGAUUAUCAGUUCAAAGAACACGUCGUGCGGUGCUUGAAUCCAGAAGCCUCGUACACCGGUCGGGAAGAUGGAGUGAACUUUGAGGAUCGGCUAGCCGUGAUCGUUGAUCUCAACAAUGGCGCGGUUAAUCAACAGAAGCUACAGACAGUUCCCGUCUCGCUUGAAUUUCUGUGCCAAAAUUCAUGCCCAACUAUGGAGCGGCGUGCGACGACGCUUCUUUUCACGGCGGAAAACGAACACGGCACUCUGCUGGGCAGAAAGUCGAUCUGUGUCAAGAUCUGCAGCUGUCCUAAGCGCGACAUGGACAAGGAUGAAAAGAAAGUAACGGGACGGGAAAGCAACAAGAACAAACGCAAGCAAGCAAACGAAACUGUGGUUUCUAGCACCGAUCAACCACCGCGAAAGAUAAGCCGCCAUUCGAGUACGGAUGUUAAACCUACAGCAAACAGCACCAUCUCAACUACCUCUCGUACAUCGUCCACAUCAGUGGCGAUGCCUACGUCCUCGAUGCAGGGACAAAUAAAGCGGGAGCCAUCAUUUACUACGUUGGGGCGCUCGUUGAGCACUCUGUCCAACAGUAGCACGGUCGACAACGAUAGUUCGGCCGUCGUGUUGACAUUGCGGUUGCCAGAUUUGGCUUGCGCCGCAGAUGUUGCUAUGUAUGCAUUUAAACAUCUGAGUUCGAUCCUGGUCAGCUGCAAAGACGAGCAGGAGAAAACUCGAUACGCCCAAUACCUCUCCCACUGUCGACGCGUAAGGAAAAAUUUCGAGAGAUCCGCGGAAAUGCAAGAUCAACCAAGCCUGGAUUACGACUCUUCUUAG
This is a messenger RNA of Anopheles marshallii, 1353 nucleotides long. Its product is annotated as cellular tumor antigen p53-like. The record is from RefSeq and is a predicted model, not a curated record. Gene Ontology annotation, biological process: regulation of transcription by RNA polymerase II; apoptotic process. Bases 1 to 1353 code for a protein of 450 amino acids. The transcript is spliced from 6 exons. Gene Ontology annotation, cellular component: nucleus. Gene Ontology annotation, molecular function: RNA polymerase II cis-regulatory region sequence-specific DNA binding; DNA-binding transcription factor activity, RNA polymerase II-specific. NCBI's taxonomy places the organism in Eukaryota, Metazoa, Arthropoda, Insecta, Diptera, Culicidae.